Molecule: messenger RNA, 2778 nt
Organism: Glycine soja
Lineage: Eukaryota; Viridiplantae; Streptophyta; Magnoliopsida; Fabales; Fabaceae
Product: alpha-N-acetylglucosaminidase
Exons: 19
Coding region: 106-2529 (807 amino acids)
Source: RefSeq, a predicted model, not a curated record
CAACGCAGUAGCAAUUAGGUGUCGAAACAAAAUACCACUGAUAAAAACCCAUGGCAUCGUAGCCAACAAUACUUUUUCAUUUCUCUUUGUGGGAAGAAGAUAACAAUGUUGAAGUUGGGAAUUGUGUUUCUAAUAUUGAUUCUAACGCCUUUACUGCCGGCGGCACUGUCUAAGUAUGAAGCCAUAGAGCCUUUGCUGCAGCGCUUGGACUCCAAAAGGGCACCUCCAUCCGUGCAAGAAGCCGCCGCCAUUGGUCUUCUCAAAAGGCUGCUUCCUAUCCAUUUCUCCAGUUUUCAGUUCAAAAUAGUUUCCAAGGAUGUCUGUGGCGGAGACAGUUGUUUUCUAAUAAACAAUCACAACAAGUCAAGCCAGAAUGAGCCUGAGAUUAUCAUUAGAGGAACCACGGCUGUUGAGAUUGCAUCUGGCCUCCAUUGGUAUCUUAAGUAUUGGUGUGGUGCUCAUGUCUCAUGGGAUAAGACAGGUGGCAUUCAGACAACUUCAAUCCCUGAGCCAGGGUCACUACCCAGUUUAAAAGAUGAGGGUCUGAAGAUUAAACGCCCUGUUCCAUGGAAUUAUUACCAAAAUGUUGUUACCUCUAGUUAUUCAUAUGUUUGGUGGAACUGGGAAAGGUGGGAAAAAGAGUUAGACUGGAUGGCACUUCAGGGGGUGAAUCUUCCCUUGGCAUUUACUGGGCAGGAAGCAAUUUGGCAAAAGGUUUUUAAGGAUUUUAACAUAAGUUCAAAAGACUUGAAUAAUUUCUUUGGUGGACCUGCUUUCCUUGCUUGGGCUCGCAUGGGAAAUUUACAUGGCUGGGGUGGGCCUUUAUCUCAAAAUUGGUUAGAUCAACAAUUGGUGUUACAAAAACAGAUAAUCUCUCGAAUGCUGGAGCUGGGGAUGACUCCUGUGCUGCCAUCCUUCUCUGGGAAUGUUCCAGCUGCUUUGACAAAGAUAUUCCCUUCGGCAAAAAUAACUAGACUUGGUGACUGGAACACUGUUGACGGUGAUCCUCGUUGGUGCUGUACAUACCUUCUUGAUCCAUCUGAUCCUUUAUUUGUUGAAAUAGGGGAGGCUUUUAUAAGGAAGCAAAUCAAAGAAUAUGGGGAUGUAACGGACAUUUACAACUGUGACACGUUCAAUGAAAACUCCCCACCUACCAAUGAUCCAGAAUAUAUAUCAAAUCUUGGAGCUGCAGUAUAUAAAGGGAUUUCCAAAGGUGACAAGGAUGCUGUCUGGUUAAUGCAAGGCUGGCUCUUCUACUCUGACUCAUCAUUUUGGAAGCCACCUCAAAUGAAAGCACUUUUACAUUCUGUUCCAUUUGGGAAGAUGAUUGUUCUUGAUCUAUUUGCUGAUGUAAAACCAAUAUGGAAAAAUUCCUUUCAGUUUUAUGGUACUCCUUAUAUCUGGUGCAUGCUACAUAACUUUGGUGGCAAUAUUGAAAUGUAUGGCACUCUGGAUUCAAUUUCUUCAGGGCCUGUUGAUGCUCGUGUCAGUGCAAACUCAACAAUGGUAGGUGUUGGUAUGUGCAUGGAAGGAAUAGAACAGAACCCUAUUGUUUAUGAGUUGAUGUCUGAAAUGGCAUUUCGUGAUAAGAAAGUUAAAGUUUCGGAAUGGAUCAAGAGUUAUUGCCAUAGACGAUAUGGUAAAGUUAUUCAUCAAGUCGAGUCUGCUUGGGAGAUUCUUUAUCAUACAAUUUACAAUUGUACCGAUGGAAUUGCUGACCAUAAUCAUGAUUUCAUUGUAAUGUUUCCUGACUGGAAUCCAUCCACAAAUUCUGUAACUGGCACAUCCAACAACCAGAAGAUAUACCUGUUGCCACCUGGAAAUAGAAGGUACUUAUUUCAGGAAACACUAUCUGAUAUGCCACAGGCACAUUUGUGGUACCCCUCUGACGAUGUAAUUAAGGCAUUACAACUAUUCCUAGCUGGUGGGAAGAAUCUUGCUGGAAGUCUCACAUAUAGGUAUGACCUGGUUGACUUGACACGGCAAGUAUUAUCAAAAUUGGCAAACCAGGUAUACCACAAGGCAGUUACUUCUUAUCAGAAGAAGAAUAUUGAAGCUUUGCAAUUUCACAGCAAUAAGUUUCUUCAACUGAUAAAAGAUAUUGAUGUACUGCUUGCUUCGGAUGAUAACUUUCUUCUUGGAACUUGGCUUGAGAGUGCUAAGAAACUGGCAGUGAAUCCAAGUGAGAUAAAGCAGUAUGAAUGGAAUGCUAGGACGCAAGUGACAAUGUGGUUUGAUACCAAUGAAACUACUCAGAGCAAGCUCCAUGAUUAUGCUAACAAGUUUUGGAGUGGGCUUCUGGAAAGCUACUAUCUCCCUCGAGCUUCAACCUAUUUUAGUCAUUUGACAGAAAGCUUGAGACAAAAUGACAAGUUCAAGCUGAUUGAGUGGAGAAAACAAUGGAUUUCACAGUCAAACAAAUGGCAGGAAGGUAAUGAGCUCUACCCGGUAAAGGCCAAAGGAGAUGCUCUGACCAUCUCUCAAGCUCUCUAUGAAAAGUAUUUUCAAAAUAAGUUGAUAAACCAUUAAACUGGAGAAUAUGAGUGCACAGAACUAUUUACAUUGUUCCAUAUUCUUCAUACAAAAGUAAUAUUGAGCCCCCUACCAUAUUGGGCUGGUUGUGUUGUGUUCUUGUGAUACUUGCAAUUAUUUUCCCAAUGCUUGACAGUAGUUGACAUUAUCUCAGCAAUUGAGCUUUCAGAUAAAUGUGCGUUUCGAAUGAAUUGUUAGCUAAUUAUUUUACAUGCGUUUAUUAAAGAUUUAAAUAUAUUUUUGGUA